Didymosphaeria variabile is the source of this 1542-nucleotide messenger RNA. RefSeq lists its product as uncharacterized. The record is from RefSeq and is a predicted model, not a curated record. Gene Ontology annotation, molecular function: N-acylphosphatidylethanolamine-specific phospholipase D activity. Bases 1 to 1542 code for a protein of 513 amino acids. Gene Ontology annotation, cellular component: membrane-bounded organelle; cytoplasm. The transcript has a single exon. Gene Ontology annotation, biological process: N-acylphosphatidylethanolamine metabolic process; N-acylethanolamine metabolic process. Lineage: Eukaryota; Fungi; Ascomycota; Dothideomycetes; Pleosporales; Didymosphaeriaceae.
AUGGCGCCUUCACUGCUCAGCGUCACUGUUACCAGGAACAAUUACGAAAAUACUCCAGAGCAUCAUGUGGUCACCAAACCAUCAGCAUCCUGGACAUCUAUACUCGGGCCAUUGACCUCCACUUCGAACAAAGAGAAGAUCAUCGGCAAUCGCAGUAGGAGUCGAGAUAGAUCGCAAACCGGCAAUGAUAGCAUCGCGAGCUUUAAGAACCCAUGGCCAAGUUUUCAUAAGCCCACGCCUCAGGAGACCUGGAACUCACUGGCUUUCGGCGUUGAUGAAGAUAGAAGCAUAGAUCUUGCUGCCUCUCAUGUUCCGGGAGCGCCCACGGAAGGUUCGACAAAGGCGGAUCGAGACAAGCAAGCCGCUCAUUUGCUGGGUGUCGAGAAGCCGGACUUUUCGUUCGAUGGUAAUGAACACAGAUCUAAAUCAACAUGGUUAGGGCAUGCUUCCAUGCUGCUUCAAUUGCCAUCACUGGAAGCCGACGGAACACCAGUACGAGUCUUGUUCGAUCCGAUAUUCUCCAUGAGAUGUUCUCCCUCUCAGUCUGUUGGACCAAUUCGAUCAUAUCUGCCUCCAUGUAAACUGGAAGAUUUACCUCCCAUUCACAUAGUCCUCAUCAGCCACAACCACUACGAUCAUCUGGACUACGAAACAAUUAAUGGCCUUUGGACGCUCCACAGAUCGACCAUACGUUUCAUUGUGCCAUUAAAGAACAAGAAAUGGUUUACGGAAUGCGGCAUCGCAGCAGACCGAGUGGAAGAGCUUGACUGGUGGGAGUCUUCAACAAUCACGGCAUCAGGAGCAGAUGGUGCUCGACUCCGAAUCACUUGUACCCCAGCACAGCAUGGUAGUGGUAGAGAUGGUGCAGAUGCAAACAUGACGUUGUGGUCAUCCUGGUACCUGGAACAUCGAGCAACCCAUGGCGACCCAUACAGAGUAUUCUUCGCAGGCGAUACUGGCUAUCAAUUCCAUGGCGACCCAGCAUGGCCUCCCCAGCCACCAUCUCCUGCAAUCAAAACAGAUCCGGAACCAUCUGCGGCGCCAAAGCGACCAAACACCCGGCGCACACGCAGCAAAGAAGCAAAUGUCCAGCCUACCGCAUACCCCGCAUGCCCUGCUUUCGUGGAAAUUGUAACUCGCCUUGGGUCGCCUCAUCUUCUCUAUUUACCUCUAGCACUCGGCGCAACAUGGGCUUACUUCAAGGGCUUCUUCUCUAAUUACCUUCCCGACUCUCUGGAUCCGUUUCCGCGGCAUAGUGCUGGUAUCGCAGGUGCAAUCCACAUGCCUCCCUGGGACGCAGUCCGUGUGUUGCGAGAGAUGACGGAUGAUGCGGCCAGCUCAGAACGACCCAUUGCCGUUGGCAUACAUUGGGGUACAUUUGUCACAGACCAAACGGAGGUACUAAAGACGCUUGGCCAGCUGGAAUGGGCUUGCAGCCAACACAACGUGAAGUUUCUUCGAACACAGGAAGACUCGCAGGACAAAGGCGGGCAGCGAGCACAUUUCCUGGCCUUGAACCAUGGACAGAGCGUGGUAACUUAG